AUGUUAACGUUUAACGACAGGAAAGCAGCAGUCCCUGUAACCACACACUCGGUGAGUUCGAUCAUAUAUUCUGGUCAAAGGCUAUGGCUGAUAUUUUCCGUCUGAGCAGCAUGUGAACGGCUCCAGUGGGUGAUUUACCGAGGUGGAUGUGACGCCAAAUUUAAAGUAACAGGCAGCCGAGAGGGAUUGCCUUCAGUGGCGGAUUUAGCUGGUAGGCUAACACGCGGCCAAGUGACGGUUUGGAAAUCUGUUCAUUUUGCCUCCUUUAGAUAACCAAAACUCGUUAAGUCAGAGCCCUAUUAGUUUGUGUGAGCGGUGCUCGUUGUCACUGGGCCUUUCGGUACGGAGGAUAAACAGUUAGCCGGUGGAGCUAAAACGGUAACCAGCCCCAGUCCUGUUAAACAUGGAGGAUGACGAGGUUGCAGAGAGCUGGGAAGAGGCAGCGGACAGCGGGGAAAUAGAGAGAAGACUUGAGGCCAAGCUGAAAAUAAAUCAGGAGACAAAGAAGUCCAGCUUGAGUUCAGGUGGCUCACCUGUGAGAACUGCCAUUGUGAUUCAGGAUGAGUCACUGCCUGCUGCACCUCCACCACAAAUAAGGAUUUUAAAGCGCCCUACAAAUAAUGGUACCACAGGAAACCCUGCAGCCUCCUCUCGUCCGUCUCAGCAGAUGAAGUCUUUGGCCCAGCGGGAGGCAGAGUACGCAGAGGCUAGAAGAAGGAUUUUGGGGAGUGCCUCAUCAGACGAUACGCCUCAGGACAAUUCAUGCCAGGACAGGCCAACCCGUGGAAGUGGGCAACAGCUAUCGGAACAAGUCCGUCCAAACAAUCAUGUAAUCCGCCAGCCCACUGGCCCAGAUGGUACCUCAGGCUUUCGACUUUGCAGAUAAAUCAGAACAACCUGCUGUAAGGAAUCAGCGUGAGGGGUGACAGUUAAAGGGGUUGUGUGUGGUAUUAAGAGCAGAGUGGACAGAUGACUUGAAAUUUGACAGACAUACAUAUGAAGACAUUGCAUGGAUUGAGAUGAACUGCCUGUGUCCACUCUGCUUACUGGCAUGCUCCUUGCCUUUCGCCUUGUCUUUUCCCCCUGUGGAACUUUUCAAGGGGUUGGCAGAGAUCAGCCAAUGAUCUGAAACCCCUUCUGUUCCACACUGUGAGCAGGCUUUAGCCUCACUUCCCCACACACUGUGAUUACUUCGAUGUACCAUGCGGUGCCCUAUGAUUCUUAGUCUCAUUGGUGAGCUGAGCGCCAGGGCAUCAACGGUCCCCUGGAGACGCGCAAAUGAAUGAGCUGGCCUUUACUCCAAGUGGAACGUGGAAUAUGGAGUGGGUAUCCACCAGGAUGCUGACUUCAGUUUGCUAGGUUCAUGGAAAUGACGUGCUCGACAGUGCUGAGAAUUUACUCUGUGUUCAGCAGCUUGGGUGUAAGGUGGUAGAAAGUCCUAUGAUUCAGCCUUUGAGCUGAAGAACACAGUGCUGAAUAAAAGACGUGUAGUUGCUGAACAGUGACAGUGGCCCAGACCAGCAUCUCCACAGCCCACAGGCCCCUGUUUGGCCCUGGAGGCUUUGAAGAGAGGCCCGGUGGGCGCACAGCCGGUGGCCAAAGAUGGAAAAAGGACGGAGUGUUCCUAAAUCCAAGCUUUUUCAAGCAAUAAUAAUGGCACCCUGUUUUUUCUCAAAUAUUGCCUAAUUAACUGUGCUGUGUUUUGUUUUGAGUAAUCCUUUAUUUUAAAUUGUUUACAUGGUUUUCUUCAUGUUUUUUUUUCCAAAACAUUGUAUUUGGGUCAGGGUAUUAGUUGUGUUUAAGAAAGUAGAUGACAAAACCAUAGGGAACUUUAGUGGUACAUCCAUAUGGAAUUUUAUACAAAUUGGAAGGACUUGCACAUUCAUUGAAAAUUGGAAAUCAUCAGGCAUAUAAUGUCCCUCAGUCUGUUGCCUUGCUGUUUCUAAUCAACCAGGUGUGAACCUGUCAAACAGCAAAGUGCAAUGUGAGACUUAAAAUGGCAGUUGGCAAAUUACACAGAAGUAACUAUGACGGCCAGUUUGGAGAAUUAAAGGCACACAACACCUCCUUUAUUUUGUGAAUAACAUUCUGUCAUAGUCAGGGAAACUAUUGGACAACUCAACUUGAGGUGUAAGCCAAAUUUCACUGCCUGGUUUUGAUGAAUGUCUUUCCUGGUGUUUCUGAUACAACAGGAUUUUACAAUACUUUGGCUUUUUUUGUAAGUCAUGUAAACAAAACUUUCCAAAACAAUAAAUAAUUCUGAAGGGGAUAUGAUCAAAUAUGAGGAUGGGUUCAAAAUAACCCAGUAAAUAUUAAUAAUGAAUAAUUUUAGUAAUAUGUAAUAACAUUUCACAGCAGACACUCAGUUGCCUUGGAUGAUGAUUGAUAACUAGUUGCAAUGUGUCUGUUAUUUCACCAAAUAAGAGGUCAAAUCUGACACAAUACUCAGCUUCAGUGAGUAAAAGUUUCAUUGAAAAAUAUGAACACAGUAGGGGUUAAUAUCACAGUGAUUACUGAGGCGGCCUGUUUUUUGUUUGUCUAAAAUUUUUAAGUUGACAGCUGUUUAAUGCAGCUUAUAUGUGUAUUCUUUAGGAUGGUAAACACUGUUAAAUGAGACAAUUUACAAGGUUAUUAAAAAAAAAGAUGUGGAUACAUUUCCUGAAUUCUCUGAU
Sphaeramia orbicularis (orbiculate cardinalfish) is the source of this 2672-nucleotide messenger RNA. RefSeq names its product SUZ domain-containing protein 1-like. Bases 404 to 886 code for a protein of 160 amino acids. The transcript has 4 exons. The record is from RefSeq and is a predicted model, not a curated record. Lineage: Eukaryota; Metazoa; Chordata; Actinopteri; Kurtiformes; Apogonidae.